AUGGUUGUUGCAGCACCUGUAUCUAAAAAGGCUAUUAGAUGGACGGGUUUAGCAUAUGGUUCUGGGAUUAAUGUUACUGCUGCAUGCGGUAAGGUGAUCUUGAUAACAGAAGGUCGUUCACAGGCUAUACUAGAAGUUAAGGUUGCAGUGAUCACUAGAGGUGCUGCAGGCAUUGGUAAAACUACUGCCAUAUUGUUCAGCCAGCAAGGUUGUAAGGUAGUUAUUGCUGACAUCCAAGAUGACUUGGGCCACUCUGUCUGGAACGAAAUUGGCCCAGAAACAUCCUUAUUCGUGCAUUGCGAUGUAACCAAAGCAGAUGAUGUGAAGAACGCUGUAGACAAGGCUGUUUCAAGAUUUGGAAAGCUUGACAUAAUGUUCAAAAAUGCCGGGAUCAUUGAUCCAUCAAAAGUAAGGACAACAGAUAAUGAAAUCGCCGACUUUGAAAGGGUCCUCGCCGUUAAUGUCACCGGUGUCUUCUUAGGCAAAAAACAUGCAGCCCGUGUCAUUUUACCAGGAAAACAAUGCAGCAUCAUUAACAAUGGGAGUAUCAGUUCAGUCAUGGGAGGGUUAGUCUCUCAUGCUUAUGUAGCUUCAAAGCAUACGGUAGUAGGCCUCACAAAGAUUGCAGCAGCAGAGCUAGGUCGGCUUGGGAUAAGAGUUAAUUGUAUUUCAGCAUCAGCUACUGCAUCACCUCUUGCUAGGAAUAUCUUUGAGUCUGAUGAUGAUGAGAUUGAAAGGAGGUUUACAGGGAUGAAUAGUCUCAAAGGAGUUACCUUGAUUGCACAAGAUACUGCUGUGGCUGCAAUUUAUUUUGGGAGUGAUGAAUCAAGAUGUGUGAGUGGGCAUAAUUUUGUCAUUGAUGGAGGAUUUACUGUUGCAAAUACCAGUUUUAGUAUUUUCAACCAGCUAGAAAAAAUAAAACUGACGCAAGGGUCAUGUUGCCUUUCAGGAGAUCCUCUUUCCAAAAAUAAUAUAAAACCAUGGAAAAAUUCUUUGGUGUAUAAUGUAGCUAAGGUUCUUAUAUUACUGCCGCUGAAUAUGUACUUUUGA
Macadamia integrifolia is the source of this 1050-nucleotide messenger RNA. RefSeq names its product secoisolariciresinol dehydrogenase-like. Bases 1 to 1050 code for a protein of 349 amino acids. The transcript is spliced from 3 exons. Lineage: Eukaryota; Viridiplantae; Streptophyta; Magnoliopsida; Proteales; Proteaceae. The record is from RefSeq and is a predicted model, not a curated record.